Messenger RNA from Telopea speciosissima, 926 nucleotides. RefSeq names its product peroxiredoxin Q, chloroplastic. Gene Ontology annotation, cellular component: cytoplasm; chloroplast thylakoid membrane. The transcript is spliced from 4 exons. The coding region runs from base 71 to 721 and encodes 216 amino acids. Gene Ontology annotation, molecular function: thioredoxin peroxidase activity. NCBI's taxonomy places the organism in Eukaryota, Viridiplantae, Streptophyta, Magnoliopsida, Proteales, Proteaceae. The record is from RefSeq and is a predicted model, not a curated record. Gene Ontology annotation, biological process: cellular response to oxidative stress; cell redox homeostasis.
AGUCUCCCUGUUUCGCUCUUGCGCAGAACGGAAUCAGUAACCCAGUCGUUCAUUCUCUUUCUCCAUUGAAAUGGCUUUCAAUUCCAUCUCCCUCCCUAAGCACUCUCUCCCACCAUCACUCCCCUCAAUAAACCCUAAAUGCCCAUCUUCCCAAAUCAUCCCCAUUCUCUCCCAAUCAUCACAGUCGCAAUUCUACGGUGUAAAGCUUUCUACUACUUCUUCUUCUGUUUCAGUCCCAGCUAUUCCCUCCCUGAGAACUUCCAUUUUUGCCAAGGUUUCGAAAGGUCAGGUGCCUCCUUCCUUCACGUUGAAAGAUCAGGAAGGAAGGAAUGUGAGUCUCUCCAAAUUUAAAGGAAAACCAGUUGUACUCUAUUUCUACCCUGCUGAUGAAUCCCCUGGCUGCACUAAGCAGGCCUGUGCUUUCAGGGAUUCCUAUGAGAAAUUUAAGAAAGCCGGAGCUGAAGUUGUAGGGAUUAGUGGCGAUGAUACGGAAUCCCACAAGGCGUUUGCGAAGAAAUACCGGCUGCCGUAUACGUUGCUGAGUGACGAAGGAAACAAGGUGAGGAAAGAGUGGGGAGUGCCGGCGGAUCUGUUCGGAACAUUGGCAGGGAGAGAGACUUAUGUUCUUGACAGAAACGGUGUGGUUAAACUCGUCUACAACAAUCAAUUCCAACCUGAGAAGCACAUCGACGAGACUCUCAAUCUCCUUCAGAGCCUUUGAUCUAUCUCUGUUCUAAAUUGGGCUUUUCCAUCUUAGUUAUGGUUUUUGUCUGUCUUUUUUAAAACUAUUUUCCUCCUCGUUUCUUUCAGAUUUAUGGGUUAUUAAUCUAUCUAUUUGCAUUCCUUUUAAGUGGGAACUUUCCCAUUAUUGACAGAAAUGCAUGUUUGUAGUUGUUAAUGAGUUCCUAAGAACUUAGACUACUACA